Porites lobata is the source of this 3437-nucleotide messenger RNA. The record is from the annotation of a GenBank genome assembly. Lineage: Eukaryota; Metazoa; Cnidaria; Anthozoa; Scleractinia; Poritidae.
AUGUUAUCAAAACUGUACUUCCAAAAAAGUGAAUACCAGGAAGCACAAGCAGUCCUCAAAAUUGCACUCUGCGUUUACAAAGAAAUCGAAGACAAAGACGGAGAAGCGACAUGCUACGUAAACCUAGGAGCUGUGUUUCUAUCUGUCGGAGAAUAUGCCAAAGCUGAAGAAUAUCUUCAUAAAGCACAUACCAUCAACACAGAAAUUGGCAACAGAGUAGGAGAAGCGUCAUGCUACGGAAACCUAGGAGCUGUGUUUCAAUCUGUCGGAGAAUAUGCCAAGGCUGAAGAAUAUCUUCAUAAAGCACUUACCAUCAACACAGAAAUUGGCAACAGAGUGGGAGAAGCGUCAUGCUACGGAAACCUAGGAGCUGUGUUUCAAUCUGUCGGAGAAUAUGCCAAGGCUGAAGAAUAUCUUCAUAAAGCACUUACCAUCAACACAGAAAUUGGCGACAGAAACGGAGAAGCGACAUACUACGGAAACCUAGCAACCGUGUUUCCAAAUGUAGGAGAAUAUGGCAAGGCUGAAGAAUAUCAUCAUAAAGCACUUACCAUCAACACAAAAAUUGGCGACAGAAAGGGAGAAGCGACAUGCUACGGAAACCUAGGAAAUGUGUUUGAAUCUGUCGGAGAAUAUGGCAAGGCUGAAGAAUAUCUUCAUAAAGCACUUACCAUCAAGACAGAAAUUGGCGACAGAAACGGAGAAGCGACAUGCUACGGAAACCUAGGAAAUGUGUUUCAAUCUGUCGGAGAAUAUGCCAAGGCUGAAGAAUAUCUUCAUAAAGCACUUACCAUCAACACAGAAAUUGGCGACAGAAACGGAGAAGCGACAUGCUACGUAAACCUAGGAAAUGUGUUUCAAUCUGUCGGAGAAUAUGCCAAGGCUGAAGAAUAUCUUCAUAAAGCACUUACCAUCAAGACAGAAAUUGGCGACAGAAACGGAGAACCGACAUGCUACGGAAACCUAGGAAAUGUGUUUCAAUCUGUCGGAGAAUAUGCCAAGGCUGAAGAAUAUCUUCAUAAAGCACUUACCAUCAACACAGAAAUUGGCGACAAACACAGAGAAGCGACAUGCUACGGAAACCUAGGAGUUGUUUUUCAAUCUGUCGGAGAAUAUGCCAAGGCUGAAGAAUAUCUUCAUAAAGCACUUACCAUCAACACAGAAAUUGGCGACAGAAACGGAGAAGCGACAUCCUACGGAAACCUAGGAGCUGUGUUUCAAUCUGUCGGAGAGUAUGCCAAGGCUGAAGAAUAUCUUCAUAAAGCACUUACCAUCAACACAGAAAUUGGUGACAGAAAGGGAGGAGCGACAUGCUACGGAAACCUAGGAGCUGUGUUUCAAUCUGUCGGAGAAUAUGCCAAGGCUGAAGAAUAUCUUCAUAAAGCACUUACCAUCAACACAGAAAUUGGCGACAGAAAGGGAGAAGCGACAUGCUACGGAAACCUAGGAGCUGUGUUUCAAUCUAUCGGAGAAUAUGCCAAGGCUGAAGAAUAUCUUCAUAAAGCACUUACCAUCAACACAGAAAUUGGCGACAGAAAGGGAGAAGCGACAUGCUACGGAAACCUAGGAGUUGUUUUUCAAUCUGUCGGAGAAUAUGCCAAGGCUGAAGAAUAUCUUCAUAAAGCACUUACCAUCAACACAGAAAUUGGCGACAGAAAGGGAGAAGCGACAUGCUACGGAAACCUAGGAAAUGUGUUUGAAUCUGUCGGAGAAUAUGCCAAGGCUGAAGAAUAUCUUCAUAAAGCACUUACCAUCAACACAGAAAUUGGCGACAGAGUGGGAGAAGCGUCAUGCUACGGAAACCUAGGAAAUGUGUUUGAAUCUGUCGGAGAAUAUGCCAAGGCUGAAGAAUAUCUUCAUAAAGCACUUACCAUCAACACAGAAAUUGGCAACAGAAACGGAGAAGCGGCAUGCUACGGAAACCUAGGAAAAGUGUUUGAAUCUGUCGGAGAAUAUGCCAAGGCUGAAGAAUAUCUUCAUAAAGCACUUACCAUCACGACAGAAAUUGGCGACAGAAACGGAGAAGCGACAUGCUACGAAAACCUCGGAGCUCUGUUUGUACAUGUACGAGAAUAUGGCAAGGCUGAAGAAAAUCUUCAUACAGCACUUACCACCAACACAGAAAUUGGCGACAAAGACGGAGAAGCGUCUCGCUACCUAAAGCUAGGAAACACAUCUCAAGCCUUAUCGGAUCUCUGGUCAAGCAUUCAAAUUUACGAAAAAAUGCUUACUUCUCUAGGAAGCAAAGAUAGCCACAAUAUAUAUUAUUUUUUGACAAGAACGCGUCUCCCUAUCGGCUGUUUUGUUCAUUGAGUUGUUCUUGUGGGAAACCCUAUGAAGCUUUACACGCUGCUGAACUUGGACGGGCCAGAGCUCUAGCAGAACUUAUGUCAAAUCGCUACUCCAUUGAAAAAGAAAUAUCCAUCAACCCACAAUCGUUUGUUGGCAUCGCGGAAGUAAUUAAGAAAAAUGGCAACAGCACCUGCCUCUACAUCUCCUAUGACUACGAUGACAAUAUAUUUUUGUGGGUUUUGAAACAAAACAAACCGGUAGCUUUCCGAAGAACGAAACUUUGUGAAAGCUAUGUUAGCAAGCAUGGCAAAAUCUCUGUGUAUGACCUGUUUGGAAACGAAAACUUAUUAAGAAAAUUUCACGUUUUACCUCAAGAGCAAUGCGAAGACCGAUCACUCUUCUCUUCAUUCGCCAACCAACUUACAAACGAAUCAAAUCUGGAAGAUAGUCUCUCAACCUUGCGUCCUCUUUUAGAUGAGGAAGAAGUAUACACGGACCCUGAACCGCCAACACUUUUUCAGGUUUACAACAUGUUGAUUGCUCCCGUGAGUGACUUGCUAGAAGGAUCCAGUGAAAUCAUUGUUGUUCCUGAUCGCUGCUUCUUCCAAGUUCCGUUUGCAGCAUUACACGAUGCAAGUAGCCGCUAUUUAUCAGAUUCUUUCAGGAUACGAAUUGUCCCUUCUUUGACGACUCUCAAGCUCAUUCUGGACAGUCCAGCCGACUCUCACAGCGAAACUGGUGCUUUGAUUGUGGGUGAGCCAAGAGUGACGGAUGUGUAUUUCAAGGGAGUGUUAAGGUAUCUCUGUCCAUUGCCUGGCGCGAAAGGGGAAGCAGAGAUGAUUGCGAGACUACUACCUGAAUCUCACCUUUUAAUAGGAGAGCAAGCAACAAAGCAGGCGGUUCUUCAGAGAAUACCCUCAGUGAGCCUCGUACAUUUCGCUGCUCAUGGUGAUUCCGAAAGAGGAGAAAUUGCUCUUACCUCCGCUGACUCCACAGUGGAGUUUCCACACGAAGCAGACUACUUACUGUCAAUGACCGACAUUUCACAAGUUAGACUGUCAGCCAAACUCGUGGUCCUUAGUUGUUGCCAUACCGCACGUGGACAGAUCAAAACAGAAGGCGUUGUUGGAAUCGCUCGAGCAUUC